AUGCCAAGAAGGAGCACUUAUGCAGAUCAUUCCCGAGAUCCCCGAGCUGAGGAAGAAGAAGAAGAAGAAGAUUACUACGAAGUGUUCCUGAGCUUUUGUGGGGGAGACACUCGUACUGGCCUGACUGACAACCUUUACAGGAAACUGGUUGAAGCGGGAGUCUACGUCUACAGAGACAACAACGAGCUCCAUAUAGGUGAGGUGUUCGGCCCAGAGCUUCUCAAUGCGAUUCCGCGAUCUGGGAUAUUGAUCCCAAUCCUCUCGGAAAACUACGGCUCAAGAGAAUGGUGCCUCCGUGAGCUCACACAAAUGAUGGAGUGCAAGAGAAACAAUGGAAGGUAG
Messenger RNA from Eucalyptus grandis, 342 nucleotides. Its product is annotated as toll/interleukin-1 receptor-like protein. Gene Ontology annotation, biological process: signal transduction. NCBI's taxonomy places the organism in Eukaryota, Viridiplantae, Streptophyta, Magnoliopsida, Myrtales, Myrtaceae. The record is from RefSeq and is a predicted model, not a curated record. The transcript has a single exon. The coding region runs from base 1 to 342 and encodes 113 amino acids.